Molecule: messenger RNA, 1026 nt
Organism: Arachis ipaensis
Lineage: Eukaryota; Viridiplantae; Streptophyta; Magnoliopsida; Fabales; Fabaceae
Source: RefSeq, a predicted model, not a curated record
UCUUUCACAAACUCAACACUCUGUCUUAUUCUGAGGGGAACCAAAGGAAAGGAUUAGAAAUAAAGCCUUAAUCUGCACAUUGGCAUUGAUUUUUCACUUAAAUGUGUAUUAGAAAACCCCCAUUCCCUCGUCUCCUCCUUAACAAUGUCUCUUGCAUGAGAAAUGCUCAGCAUGUUCUCCGUCAUGUCAAUGUCUCUCUCCAUAACGGAAGUGCGCUAGUCCUAACUGGUGCAAAUGGCUCUGGCAAGACCACCUUCCUCUGCAUGUUAGCUGGAUUUUCCCGUCCCUCAGCCGGUGAAAUUCUUUGGAAUGGACACAACAUACAAGAUUCUGGAAUCUUCCACCAGUACAAGCUCAAGCUCAACUGGCUCUCCCUCAAGGAUGCGAUCACUGAUCGGUUCACGGUUCUCGAAAAUGUUCAGUGGUUUGAGCUUCUUGAAGGAAAGUAUGGCAAGGCUUUACCUGCGCUUGAGUUGAUGGGGCGGGGCUGGGCAGAUUGGCCAAGGAGAAACCAAAGAUGCUAUCCAUGAUGGGGCGGGGCUGGGCAGAUUGGCCAAGGAGAAACCAAAGAUGCUAUCCAUGGGGCAGCGGAAAAGAGUGCAACUUGCAAUGUUGAUUGUCGAUCGACCCAUAUGGUUGCUUGAUGAGCCUUCCGUUGCGUUGGAUGAUGAAGGGGUGAAGUUACUUGAGUACAUCAUCUCGGAACAUCGGAAGAAUGGAGGGAUUGUGAUUGUGGCUACUCAUUUACCUAUUGAAAUACAUGAUUCCAUGUUGUUGCGGCUCCCACCCAGGUUUCCAAGGAGGAUGACUUUCUUUGAUAUGCUUGAUCGUUCCUAUAUUAUGUAAUUGGAUUAAAGUUCUGGGAGUAGUUAUUUACAACAUAAUUUGUGACAAUGGAGUCAGAAAAGUUAGUUGUUUUACUGUAUCUUUUCUGAAAGGGAACAUUUUAUGAUAAGAGCUAAUGAUAACAAUAUUUUGUAGGCACAUUUAGCCUUCAGCUGAGAAAGAGAUAAUUUUUUAUUCUAA